AUGCUGGAAUUAUUUAAGCGAGUCCUCGUCUACCAUAAUGAGAUAUCACAAACAAUUCAUUUUGCAGACUACCCACGAGAUACUCGUCAUAAUACAGACGACAGGCUUUGGUGUCCAACCUAUCAAGUGGGCUCGCAGUGCCCAGAGAACUCGUUCUUUUCCUACUACAAGUGCUGUGGACAUCUUCACAAAGAAUGCUGCUCACAUAUGCGUGUUUGGGUGCUACUUCUAAUCAUUGGUCUCCCCCUACUGUGUAUCAUCCCAGCUGUAGCCUACUUCCUGCGACGCCUUAUGCAGAAACGCCGACAGCGAUACCAUGGCGGAGUUCAGAUGGCUCCACGUGACACUAACACUCGUGAAGUUAGAGAAAUUCGUACAACAGUUCACAAGUAA
Messenger RNA from Strongylus vulgaris, 393 nucleotides. The record is from the annotation of a GenBank genome assembly. NCBI's taxonomy places the organism in Eukaryota, Metazoa, Nematoda, Chromadorea, Rhabditida, Strongylidae.